Messenger RNA from Orbicella faveolata, 2907 nucleotides. RefSeq lists its product as uncharacterized. Lineage: Eukaryota; Metazoa; Cnidaria; Anthozoa; Scleractinia; Merulinidae. Gene Ontology annotation, biological process: regulation of transcription by RNA polymerase II; cell differentiation. The record is from RefSeq and is a predicted model, not a curated record. Gene Ontology annotation, molecular function: DNA-binding transcription factor activity, RNA polymerase II-specific; RNA polymerase II cis-regulatory region sequence-specific DNA binding. Gene Ontology annotation, cellular component: nucleus.
AUGGGCAGACUAUUAGUUCAGAAACAAUACACGAACAGGGAUUUUCCAGUCGUCAUUUUGUUGGCACGGAAAUCUAAAUGUUUCUUUAGCAAGCCAUUUUGUCGGCAAGAUCACAGCAGUCUUGCUCCAUGCGUCAGUCAAAGAACUGGAACCAAUGAGUGGGUCGCCUUUCUCAAAAUGUGUGCCUUUGUUCGCCCGACCCCUCCUUAAGUUAAGCGCUAAGGUGUUUUCCGAUCCCAUUCAGGGGUUUUCGGUUCCGUUUAGCACCAAAUUCAUUGCCCCCUAAGCGAGGUUUCAUGUUUCACCAGAGCAAUUAUUCUGAAGUGGGUUUUCUGCCCUAAGUGAGCAUUAGGUGCUAAUCGCUAUCACAACUCAUCGCCACUUGAGGUUGUCAAAUCAUUCAAUUAAUUUGGAUGACAAUUAUGCGUGCACGCAGCAAUCAAAACAAGCUCGGCGACCGACGGUGACUUCUAUUGUACCGCGGCACAUCACUUUAGUAUAGACACCGAAUUUAAUCCACCCCCAAUAGCGUUACCAAAGGUUUCGUAACUCGGUGCGCGCUUACCAGCGAACGGCCCAAAACAAGUCUCCGCUGUGCAUUUGUAAAGCGCAGCGCGUUCAUAGCUUAGCAGGAUGCAAGGCAGUGAUCGGUUUUCUAUAAAUUCUCUCAUCGAUACCAGGAGUAGAGGCAGCUUGAGCAGUGACGCAGAGGACGCACAAGACAUUUCUGGCCCUGAAGACGACUCUGCUCAGGAAACAAGACACUUGGUGACAUCAUUUACUGUCAAAGACAUUUUGGACCCUCACAAGUUUAACGCUCCGAAAAGGCGGCCAAGCGAAAGCGAUUCAGAGACUGAAAGCCCAAGUAACGAGGAACCUAGAAAUAAUUCACCAUGGCAUCCUUGGAUGGCAACUACCAGAUUUAACCGUACGCAAAAAUCGAGCGAAUCUGAAAAAUGCACGGAAAAGGACAAGAUUGAUCACGAAUCGUCCAACCAUCAAGAGAAUGAGGAAUGUAAGUUGACGACGGCACCCAAAUCAAAGCGAAAGCGAAGCGGCUCAGAACGAUCAAAGGAAGGAAAACCACGGCGCGCACGGACUGCUUUCACGUACGAACAACUCGUUGCUCUAGAAAAUAAGUUUAAGAGCACAAGAUAUCUAUCUGUAUGCGAAAGACUUAACUUGGCUCUCUCGCUGAGUCUGACAGAGACACAAGUGAAAAUUUGGUUUCAGAACAGGCGGACAAAAUGGAAGAAACAAAACCCAGGCGUUGAUGUUACCGCGCCGCCGCGGCCGACGACUUUGCCGCACGCUCCUUCUCUGGCCGGUUACGGAACAGGGAUUCUGUGUACGUCGCAAUGUCCAACGCAAAUACACCACUAUCCACAUUAUCCUCCACCCACAUCAGCUCAUGCUUUGCAGUGCAUCAUCAGACCGCAUCCAACGUACGGACAUUUGUAGAUACGGCGGUAAAUGAAGAAGCAUGUCGAAGAAGCCUUGUUGCAACAUAGGCAGAGGAAAACUCCAUAGGAACUUUGUAUAGAAAGAGACGAAGAUGUAUUUAUGUUUGAAAUCAGUAUGAUGCCUGAUUUUCCAUACAAGUAUGCUUGAGGCACGCUUUUGUUGGGAGUGGAAGAAAUUGAUUUAUGCUGUGUCCUUAAUGUAAACUCACAACUGACUAUACCAGCCCAAGUUCUGAUCAGUUUAUAUAUAUCUGCGAGGUAUUUUUUUAUCAAAGGCUAUCAGGGUUUUGUUAUAAUUUAACCAUAGUAUCUAAAAUCCCUGCAACGAAAGUUAUGCACUUCGUGUAUUUUGUUUCGUGGAAACAAGCCUUGGUACUCCUGUUGGAGUUUCACGCCUGACUAACAUUUUUUCUGAUUUAACUCGUGCCAAUUGUUUGAAUCGAAACACUAAAAAGAUGUAGCUACUGAAAUAUUGUUAUUUGCCAAAAUUCUGAACUGUAAAUACUGUAUUAAACAAAAUGUUAUAUAAUCGGUCUCGCGAAACAUAAACUAUAUGAAAUUUCAAUAAAUUUUUCCCACAAAUGUUGUGCCUUGAAGUUACAGCAAGAGAUGAAGACUGUCCUUAACCUCAAGAAUAAUUUUUCAUUUAUUGCUUUCGGGGACAAAAAAAAAAAAUCUUUUGGAUUCAGUCCUAAAUUGUAUUUAGGUCGUUUCUUACCAUCUGACGAAAAACGGUAGAAAAGCUUCCAUAAACAGCUGACUCGAAAUUUUGACUUAUUUCGUUACCACUUCAUCGGCAGCCAUUACAUGGAGGCAACAAAACAAAUCUUCUUCGUACGGUGACUAAACUCGGUCAAAGUAGUCGCUAAAUAAAAAUAUAGAGUAUAUUUACUUCAGAAUUAUCCUUGGCCCAAACAAUCUGCUAAGUUGUUCUGUGAAAAUUUGUUUUGCUAAUUGGCAAGAAAUAUUUCUUUGAAUGCUACAAUGAACCGCCUUCUUUGUUGAUCCAUUACGGCCCAAUUUAACCACACUGAUGGCAAAUCAUCAACCACACCAUGACAUUUCUUGUUUUCUUCGCACAUAAAGAUUGCUAAUUCUCAACAAAUAUUGAAUUUGCAACCACUUCCUGUAGUCGGCUUUGUUUGAGAAAGAUUUCGAGCGGAAAAGCCCACAUUAUGUACAGCAUAGUCUUUUAAAGACACCUGGUCGCUAGUUACACAAAAUAUCAAUCAUUUUCUAAGCAGGACCUUGGCGUUCAAUCAUUCGUUCAUUUAGAUAUUUUCAAAAUACGUUCGAGAGAGCCUUCAAACAAUUUUUUGCUGUUAAACUGCUCUGCACAUUAUGAAGGAUUUUUCUAAUUCAAUUACUCGACCCCCAAAGAUACGACACAAGAUCCUUUUCAAGUUUUUGAACUCCUUAUUGAAUAUGCUUUGAUUUAAGUCAC